Messenger RNA from Linum tenue, 215 nucleotides. NCBI's taxonomy places the organism in Eukaryota, Viridiplantae, Streptophyta, Magnoliopsida, Malpighiales, Linaceae. The record is from the annotation of a GenBank genome assembly.
UCUUUUCACUUUCUGGACCCGAGAGGAAACAGAAACAGAGCGAGCAGAGGAGGUACAGGGGAGCGACGAGGAAAAUUUUUCCAAGCUCAAUUCUUGAGUUCUAGUGGUCCAAAAAUCCCGAAUUUCUUGAAUUCCCGAUAAGCCAAAUUAGGGUUUCGGAGUAUCCGGAAGCCGGAUUGAGCCCAAAUUUCAUAUACGAGCUUCCUGCAGCGAGG